AUGGACGAGGAAAUGUUGAGAUCUGCAGCAUGUAAAGUUUCCCUGUUUGUAAUAUUCCUGUGUGUGACUCCGUGUAGAUCUGGCUCCCAGAGCUCACCUCCAGCCUGUCAUCUGGAGAGCAGAAGAUGUAUCGAGGACUACGAAUAUGUUCAAGACGGAGACAUUAUUAUUGGAGGAGUGUUCAGAACAGUAAAAAGUGUCCUUCAGAUUUUAUCUGGACCAGGAAAGACCGUCCCUAAUUACUCCUGUACUAAACGAGGGACCCUGGCUGGUUUUAUUGGGGAUGAACUUUCCGACACCACUAUACCCAUGGCACAAAUCCUAGGCAUGUAUGGGUACGCACAGAUCAGUUAUGGCGCAACGCAUUCCGUGCUCAGCGACAGACGAGUUUAUCCGACGUUUUUCCGAACAGUUCAAAAUGACCAUGUCAGUUAUUAUAUUUUAUCCAAGCUGCUGAAACACUUUGGCUGGAACUGGGUCGGCAUUUUAACCACAGAUGAUGAAAGUGGAGAAAACGAAAGCCAAGUACUGACAAAGUAUAUGAAAGACGAUGGAAUUUGUGCUGAAUAUGUAAUAAAAAUACAUUAUUUUCAAAGCAUGUUUGAAAGUUUUGAAUACGCUUCCAAAACAAUAGAAAGAUCAACAUCUCAAGUUAUCAUAUUUUGUGGUUCCUUUUCUGAAGCUUUUAUGUUUAUUAUUAGGGAAACAAAACAUUUGUUAACCAAUAAAUCUGUAAUUCUUGGCACAAGGUGGUCUUCAAACACAUUUCUGUUCAAGUCUGUCUCUGAUGUAUUUAACGGGAGUCUGACUCUGAAACCGUAUUACAAGGACCAUGUUCCAAAACUUUCAUUCUUCCUUGAGAAAUUUCACCCAAAGAACUACCCAGAUGACAAGUUACUGGAAGAUUUGUGGGUAACAGCGUUUGAAUGCUUGUCUCCAGAUCCCUAUAAAAACCAGUAUUAUGAAAUUAAUUUGGGGUACUCGCUUCAUAACUGUACUGGGAGAGAACGAUUGAAAGACAUUGUUAACGUUAUCAACAACGGGGAUGCUUCUCGAGUGAAUAAUGCAGUGCUUGUGAUGGCUAAAGCCCUACACAAUAUGUACAUAUUUCAGGAAAAAAAUGGAAAUAAAAUCAAAAUAACUAAUUACAAACAUCAGUUGCACCAUUACAUAAGAAAUCUGAAAGCCGAGGACCAAACCUCUCAUCUAGAUUUUGAUGAAAAUGGAGAGUAUGUUACCCCACACGUAAUUCGGAACUGGGUUGGAAAUAAGGAAGAAGAUAAAUCCUUUGAUGUGGUCGGUAUCUUUGAUCCGUGGGCUCCGGCUGAUCAGCAACUUAACAUCAAACCCGGUCUAAUAACCUGGAAGAACGAAGCCAACCAGGGUCCAAAAGUAAAUGGACAAUUGACUCAAAAGCUGCUUCAUGGACAGGUGCGGGCCAUUCCUUUGAUUCCAAAAUCUCAGUGCUCAGAAAAUUGUUUGCCGGGUUACAGGAAAGCCCCGGGGUCUGAGAUCCAUUCCUGCUGCUAUGACUGCGUCCUGUGCUCAGAGGGAGAAAUCUCCAAUAUGACCGACAGCGAGAACUGCAUAAAAUGCGCACAUAAUGAAUGGCCCAAUGAGAAGAAGGAUCUGUGUGUUCCCAAAAUGGAAGAGUUUUUGUCCUAUGAUGAUGCUGUUGCUAUAGCAUUUACAUCAAUCUCAAUUUUAUUUUGUCUUCUAACUGUUACAGUAUCAGGGAUUUUUGUUUCAUAUAAAAAUACCCCAAUUGUAAAAGCCAAUAACUGGAGCCUCAGCCUGAUCCUCCUGGUCUCCAUCAUGAUGAGCUUCCUUUGUGUCUUUCUGUUCUUUGGUCGUCCUUUGGAUAUAACCUGCAUACUGCGCCAAACUGUCUUUGGAGUUGCCUUCUCAUCAGCCGUGUCUUCUGUGCUGGCCAAGACUAUCAUGAUUUUUGUCGCUUUUAAAGCCACUAAACCUGGCAGUGUCUGGAGAAAAUGUCUCGGAAUCAAACUGUCUGCUUCUGUUGUCUUGUUUGGCUCAUCUGUCCAAGUCAUAAUUAUUAUUUUUUGGUUGUCCAUUUCCCCCCCAUUCCAGGAGCUGGACAUGCACUCUUAUCAGGGAAAGAUCAUCAUUCAGUGUAAUGAGGGCUCGGUUAUUGCCUUCUACUGUGUCCUGGGUUAUUUGGGGCUUCUGGCAGCUGUUAGUUUUAUUAUAGCUUUUUUAGCCAGGACAUUACCGGACAGUUUUAAUGAGGCCAAGUACAUCACCUUCAGCAUGCUGGUGUUCUGCAGCGUUUGGAUUGCGAUGAUCCCGGCCUACCUGAGCACCAAAGGGAAGAACAUGGUGGCCGUGGAGAUUUUUGCCAUACUGGCUUCAAGUGCUGGACUUUUAGGAUGUAUAUUUAUUCCAAAAUGUUAUAUAAUUAUAUUUAGACCCGAAAAUAACUCAAAAACACAAUUGUUUUGUAGCAGAAAUAACAAUCUGUAG
Molecule: messenger RNA, 2484 nt
Organism: Spea bombifrons (plains spadefoot toad)
Lineage: Eukaryota; Metazoa; Chordata; Amphibia; Anura; Pelobatidae
Product: vomeronasal type-2 receptor 26-like
Exons: 7
Coding region: 1-2484 (827 amino acids)
Biological process (GO): G protein-coupled receptor signaling pathway
Cellular component (GO): membrane
Molecular function (GO): G protein-coupled receptor activity
Source: RefSeq, a predicted model, not a curated record